CCCAACCUCAACGCUGCACAAUUCCAACAACGCCCUUGACUCUAACGGAGCUCGAAAGAGCAGGUCUGCGAACACUCAAUGCUCACUGUGGGUAGCAUAUGCUGAAGGACGGGUUGUUGCUAUGGCGCUACCACCGAGCUCACCUCGACUCCCUUCCCCUCCUCCGCCAACGGAGAUUCAGAUUGGUCCCAAAUCACCAUCUGCGGGUGGCUUGAUGUCAGAACCCACCAUUGAGCAGAGUAUCAUAGAUGCAAAUGCGAAACGAAGAAUACACCCAGGUACCAAGUCUGCCGAUAUGGCAGCUGGUCCUCCACUUAUCCCCCUCAACGAGCUCGAUUCCGCCUUCCAACUUCAAGAACACCUGAAGGCUUUACACUACCACUAUUCUAAGCCUUUAGACAGCGAAAAUACGAUUCCCAUCUCCCGUCAGACAGCAAUCCUCAUUGCUACACAGCCUGAAGGCGUCGACCGUGCUCUAUGGCUUUACGAACUCUGUCGCUUUCUCAUAAACAAGUGUAAUGAUCUUAUUAUCGGUUUCUUGUUUGACAAUCCCCCGUGUUCCGCUACAACAUGCCCCGAGAUGCGAGCCAGUGAGUGGCAAUUCCUUUGCGCUGUACACGAAUCUCCAAAAAGCUGUUGUGCUAUUGAUUAUUGCUGCCAUACACUUGACUGGGCUACCAAUAUUGUCACAAGCCAGAAGAUAUUUCCAAGUCGAUUGAGCUUGGGUGCAGGAGAUGCCGUGGAUGAACGAGGAGCUGGCGUAAAACAUUUGACGAACAUAUUUCGACGCCUGCAUCGAAUUUUUGCACAUGGAUGGUUCCAGCAUCGGGGGGUGUUCUGGCAAGUGGAAGGUCAGACUGGCUUGUAUGUUCUGUUCAAGACUGUGUGCGAUACGUAUGACCUACUCCCAGCGGAGAACUACAAAUUGCCCCCUGAAGCGGAAGGAUUGGAGCCUGCAGAGGAUCUUCGAGCUCCCGUUCCAUCGAUAAUGAAAGCUGCGCCUACUCCAAGCACCAUAUUUAUGGCCGACGAUGACUCUAGUCGGAAAAAUACCAGGCGUCAUAUCAGACAAUCUCCUUCCGUUGGAUCGGCAGUAACAACUGUACUGGAAUCCGACGAGGAAGAGGGUGACGUCACUCAAACGCUCGGAGCUUUGCAGAUCACGGAGGAGGACGAAGAUGAGGAGGCGACUGAAAUUCCAGUCAUAGUAGAGUCUUUUGAGGAGGCUGAACCUCAACAGGCACGAGAAGAGGAGCCAGUUCCGGCACCAGCCGAAGACGUGGAGCGAAAGCCUGAGUGCCCUGCCGAAUCAACUUCGUCAUGGGACAGCAUGUCUUCCGAAUUAGAAGAGAAGUCAGAGCCGAGGCAGCAAACCCUGGAAGACAGAGAAGAGCAAGACCGAGAUGCAGAAACUUUGGAUGAGUUUCAUGAAGACGCCCUGAUUUCGUUGGUUGCUGAGCAGGAUGACCGCCAGGUUCCAGAAAAGGGUGUUGAGGAGACCGUACUUGAGAAGCUUGGGGACGAGCAGGGGCUGGAGGAGGGGCUGGUGACGGAAGAGGGUCAGGUUGGGAAGGCAGGUUCUGAGAAGGUGGACGAUGGACAGGAAAUAGAAGGGUCAUGAUGUGAUGUUGCAUAGAACCUGUAAUCUAAACACUGUACGUAGAUACCCAAACAAUGAAUCUUUCAAUCUCGGAAUCAUACGGCCCUCGAAUUAUACACUAACUUUCUCAAGUAACAGUCCCUCGAAGUCAGUCCUACAGCAAAUAAAAUUACUGGCGACCGAUACUGCAUAGAUAGUACUGCGUAGAUCGUUCUGUAUUUGGAUUGAAAGAACAUUGCUCGUAGGAGCAGAUGUAUGAUGGACGCCAAAGCACAUCGCUACAAACCGAAAUUCUCGAACAUCCCCAAGUUCUUCCGUAUUUCCUGGGUAUCAUAGUGCGAAACGGGGUACCUACCUCUAUUUCUAAUGUCUGUUACUCCAGCUCCGCAAGCCCAUGCGGGGAUUUCUGAGCCUGGUUCCAACCCUGCCCUUGUCCUUGUCCUUGUCCAUACAUCGGCGAAAUUUGCCUUUCAUCCUGUGCGUGUUGUGUCAGCAGCUCAGUAUGACGCUGUGAUUGUGAUUGUCGACUUGUACUAGAUGGUAGGUAGGCCGCUUCGACGGUUUCCGUGCGAGGACUUUGGCUAGAACUCAAAAUCUGCUCUGAUCCUCUGUUUCCUGGCUGUUGACUUGCGACUUCUGGGCCUGAAUAUGAGCUUUUCUGCGAUGCGCCUGAACUGCCCGACUUCCGUAUAUUAAGCGCUGUGGGAUGUAAUUUGCUUUCAUAGCUAGUCCGCGAGCCUGACUGAUCGGGGCGGUAGCUGGAGAUGCUCUGGAGGGGAAAUAUUGGAGACUUUUGCGACCCGGAAAGUGCAUUGUCUUGGGGCUUCCAGCCGCCCGCCAUGCUUUGUGAGCCAUUAUCGCUCGAGGUGUAUUCGGUGGAUGCGUGGGAGUCGGUAUAAGAGUCACUGAGGGUGUGCUCCUUCAGGGCACCGGUUUUGGCAGCUUCUUCCUGGAUUUGCGACUUCACUAACAGACGUCCAACGAGCGACGAAUGGGCCUUCUUAAGCGUCUUCUUCACAAACCCACCCAUCAUGAUAUUGCAACGCAUCUGAAGAAGAUUAUCAGCACUAGCCAAAGUGUAGACGUGUGAAGAGCAUUUACAUCCACGUCCUCUCGUAACCACAGUCCCUGCAAAGGCGCUCCUAACCCAAGUUCCACCGGUGCGAUAGGUUCACCAGGAAGUGAUCCUCCAAGAGUCCAUUUCCCUUUUAUGUCCAGUCCCAUCGGCGCAUAGCAGUGCGUCUGCAACCCAUCUUUCAGGUCGUGAAAGCAACAUGUAUAGGUAACUUGGCCCGAUGCUAAUCCCCCAGGAAGAUACUGGACGCGGUCCGUCAAUGAGUACCAGUCGCAAUGGUACUCCUCGGGGGUCGCAUUUGGCGGUGGCUUGAUCGGAUGUCUCUCUAUGACGAGGGGAUUCAGAUCUAUCAUCUCCGUGUGGCUUCUCAGUGUUUCCAUGACCACGUCACGACCGAUUCCUGAAGGCAAAGGAGUAAGUGUUGUGAAGACCGUUCUUCUCGACAUUUUGGUAUCGCGGAAAGGUGUGGGGUGAUUUGGAGAUUGGACGUCAGGAUGUACCUAUCGUAAGUGGCAGGUAAUAAGAGACAAAUAAAAUUGCAAAUAUAGACAAGGAAGCAAGUUCGAAGGGAGAAGAGGCUGUUGUAUGUGGCUUGUAAAAGAAAUACGUAUAACUACACUGCGUCCACAGCGACAAAGGAUCAAAUGCACGGUUUCCUUAGUUUACGAGAAGUGAUGACCGGGCGUUGCAUUGCCAAGGAGUGGAGAACAAUACAAUAGUACAGUAACGGUGGACAGGCGAGACAGGCUAACGAAG
Molecule: messenger RNA, 3431 nt
Organism: Cadophora gregata
Lineage: Eukaryota; Fungi; Ascomycota; Leotiomycetes; Helotiales; Ploettnerulaceae
Exons: 2
Coding region: 122-1621 (499 amino acids)
Cellular component (GO): cytoplasm
Source: RefSeq, a predicted model, not a curated record